Molecule: messenger RNA, 5060 nt
Organism: Bacillus rossius redtenbacheri
Lineage: Eukaryota; Metazoa; Arthropoda; Insecta; Phasmatodea; Bacillidae
Product: protein bric-a-brac 1-like
Exons: 9
Coding region: 444-2213 (589 amino acids)
Biological process (GO): regulation of transcription by RNA polymerase II
Cellular component (GO): nucleus
Molecular function (GO): DNA binding; protein binding
Source: RefSeq, a predicted model, not a curated record
AGAACUGUUAUAAUGCCAUUGAUUUUCUAAUCAACAUCUGCCGUCUCUGUUAACAUAGGUUAUUGUUCAGGUGAAGCUAGAUAUAAGUUGUUUCAAGAAAGAAGCAAGCUAUAUUGGUAACCAUUUUUGAAGAACUUUUAUGAAAUAUAUCUUGCAGCACAAGUUAAUUUUGAUGAAAAUAUUUCUAAUAGUGAGGACAACUGUGUUUUCCAAGCACAGUUGCUUCGUGCUGCGCACUCUGACAAUCCCAGAGCUUCCAUCGUAGUCAUCAUCCGUGUCAUGCCCUCUGUCUACUGCUGGCGCGCUACAGAGGCAGUCCCCGCCCACAAGGAUCCCCGGCUCCUCCGACCUGCUGGCAGGGCAGCGCCGCGCUGACUGGCUCGCAGCAGAUGCCAGGCGAGGAGGCGGCGCCCUGACCCCGUGACGGCAGCGCCUCCCCCAGGAUGCAGCACGUCUCCGCCGAGUCCCCGCAGCAGUUCUGCCUGCGCUGGAACAACUACCAGAGCAACCUGACCAACGUGUUCGACCAGCUGCUGCAGAGCGAGUCCUUCGUCGACGUGACGCUCGCCUGCGACGGCCACUCCGUCAAGGCGCACAAGAUGGUGCUGUCGGCGUGCAGCCCCUACUUCCAGGCGCUCUUCUUCGACAACCCCUGCCAGCACCCCAUCGUCAUCCUCAAGGACAUCAAGUGGCCGGAGCUGAAGGCCGUCGUCGAGUUCAUGUACAAGGGCGAGAUCAACGUGUCACAGGAGCAGAUCGGGCCCUUGCUCAAGGUCGCCGAGUCGCUCAAGAUACGCGGCCUGGCCGACGUGAACGGCGAGCCCGAGUUCGGCGGCGACGCCAAGAAGUGGUCGGCGGCGUCGUCACAGGGGGCGGCCGUCGCGGCGCACGACCUGUCGCCCGACAGCGCCGCCUCGCCGGCGCACCGCCACAAGAAGCGGCGGCGCGUGUCGGGCGAGCGCGCUAGCCCCGAGGAGGGCGACGCCGCCCCCGGGGGCGGGGAGCCGCCUCCCGUGCCGCCCGCCGCGCCCACGUGCCUCGACAUGUCACUGGCCGCCAACCAGCCGGCACCCCCGCCGCCGCCUCCGCCGCCGCACGGCCUGGCCCUGGGCGACUCGCUGCCCCCGCCGCCGCCGCCGCCCGCCCCGGCGCACCCCGACGACAUGGAGAUCAAGCCCGGCAUCGCCGAGAUGAUCCGCGAGGAGGAGCGGGCCAAGCUGCUGGAGUCGUCGCACGCUUGGCUCGGCGCCUCCACGUCGUCCAUCGCCGCAGACAGCUACCAGUACCAACUGCAGUCCAUGUGGCAGAAGUGCUGGAACACCAACCAGAGCCUGGUGCACAACCUGCGGUUCCGGGAGCGCGGGCCGCUCAAGUCGUGGCGGCCCGAGACCAUGGCCGAGGCCAUCUUCUCCGUGCUGAAGGAGGGGCUGUCGCUGUCGCAGGCCGCCCGCAAGUACGACAUCCCGUACCCCACGUUCGUGCUGUACGCCAACCGCGUGCACAACAUGCUGGGGCCGUCGGUCGAUGGGAGCGCAGACCUGCGGCCAAAAGGGCGCGGGCGCCCGCAGCGCAUUCUGCUGGGCUCGUGGCCAGAAGACCACAUUCAUGGGGUGAUACGGGCGGUUGUGUUCCGCGACCCUCAACACAUCAAAGAAGAACCGCACUUGUCCUACCCGCGCCUUCCAGUGAAUGCAGCACCGUAUCACUCGCGUAACACUCUGGAGCAGCUGGGCGUGCAGGGCUACGGCCAGGCCCCCUGCAGCAACGGGCCAGAGCCCACGGUGUCGCCCGGCGCGGCGGCCGCGGCCGCGGUGGCGGCGGUGGCCCAGGGCCUCAGGCAGCAGAUGUGCAACAUGGUGGCGGCCGCCCAGCACCAGCAGGGGCUGGCGGAGGCCGGCCUGGCGGGCCUGGUGGCGGGCCACUGCGGCCUGCCCCCGGCCAACGGCACGGCCCACGGGGGCCUGCCGCCCUCGCUCUCCCUGCCCUCCCCCGCCAGCCCUGCCGAGUCGGCCGCCGUCAGCCCCGCCCCCUCCCCCGCGGCCAUCGACUUCGGCCUGGCCAUGGCGUACAAGCCGCCCCCCUCCACGUUCGCCUCGCCUCGCCCCGACCUGUUCCACGAGGAGCUGGAGGAGCUGGUGUCGGCUCACCACGACGGGCUGGUGCGCUCGCCCCUCAAGGCCGAGCCCAUCGCAGAGAGCGGCCACGCCGACUAGCCACGGCUGGGCCGCCUGCACUCCAGUAUUUAACAUUAAACACUUCCAAAAAAAAAAAAAAAAUUAGUAUAACUUUAUGAGAAUCUCCAUUGAAUUUCAUUUACCCUGCCCCUCUUCUGAUGAUCAUAACGUUCUAGUGCCAUCAAUUUUGAACAAGGCAUGUGUAGUUAGUGACGUACUAGCGUGAUGUUAACUUAACGAUGUGCAACAAGACCGGUUGUUUGUCUUCUGUAGCUAAGUGUCGUCAUCCUCCCAUCACAUUACGGAGAGAACAUUCCUUUACGUGUAUGCUUAAGUGCACCCGAUGUCGUCUGUCAUCCCAUGAUUGUCUGUAGUGGUUAGGAGAGGUACCUUUCGUGUUUUGUAAAGUAGUUCAACACCAAAGUAAAAAGAAAAAAAUAUAUGAAGAAGUAAAUAAAAAAUAUGUUUUGAAUAAAAAGUAGCACAUUUCAAAAACACCUGCAUGAACGUUUCACCCUGUUGUUAGAUUUGUAAACUGUAAGUGUACAGAUGAUUUAGCGUUUAGAGACUGUGUAGGAAAGUUAUUCUCGAGUUUCUAAGGGAUUUACUGUCGGUGAAGACACAUGUAGCUUUGUGUAAAACUGCAUUCUACUGUGCAAAUUUUGUUCGACCCAAAAUAAAUUGUGGAGAAAAACUCUUUGAUAUGUGAUUUGUUGUUAGAAGUGAAUGCCCACCUAGUGAGGCCAUGUGAGAUUGUCAUUUCGUUGAUAGAUAUACAUAUUGAAAUGAUAUAAAAUAUAUUAUUAACUAUAUCGAUAAAUAUUUAUAUUUUAUGGAAAAAAUGAGAGAGUUUUUAGGGAGCAUUUGAUGUUUUUUGUGCUAUCUGUCUGUUUUACCAAAAUUGAUUGCAUAGAAUAAAUUUUUCUCUCUUGUAAAUGCCAGUAUAGUCUAGUCAGUUUUUUUGCUUUGUAUUGUAUAGCGAAUAAACGUAAAGACGUAUAUUGUAAUUAUUUUUGUGAUUUGUUUGUUUAGGGAAAAGAAAAAUAAUGUACAAAAUUUAUAUGAGUAGUAAAAUUUGACAGAAGAAAUCAUUUUUUAUUAUAAAAAUGCCUUCCUGCCAUUGGGGUAUGCCAAGUUAGAAAUGAAGAAAUUGUUGACUCAAACUACAAAUGUAAAAAGUGAUAAAAAAUAUAAGACAAGUAAAAUAUGAAGAAGUGGCCUUGAAAAUUUGUUUUUUGUUUAUUGAAUCAGUUGAUACAAAGUAAGGUAUUUAAAAGAAUUAAUAAAUCAAGAACAGUGAAUUUGUAGACAACCAUAUUCUUGAUAAAUAAAUUUUUUCUUAAAAGAAACAAAUUUGUAUACUUAAAAAUGAUGAAAAAAGCAAUUUUUAUGUAGCAUUCAUCAACUUGUGCCUAAUUGAACAUUUCUCAUGAAUAGGUUGUACUGCAAACUUCACUUGACGAUGUAUGUAGAAUUAUUAUUAUGAUUAUUAUAAGUGUCCAUUGUUGUUGAGAUUCUUGGCUUAAAUGUGUUCAAAAAGUAGCGAAAAAGUGCCUUCCAAUGUUUCUGACCAUGUGGGAAUAAAUAAAAAGGAAUGUGAUGAAAUUAUGUCAACACUUUUAUCGAGUAUACUUUUUACUGAAAAUAUAAUACUGGGACGUGGCUUUGUUUUGGUAAACCGGUAUCACCCUAAAUGGCACAUUUAUUUCAUAUCUUAUAGACAUAUUACAUAAAGAAGAUUUUUUUGUUACUUAGAUUUAAAAGAAAAUGUGAACAUUAUGGUUUUUUUUUUCACUUAAUUUAUUUUAUUCAUGUCUGUGGAAAUUUUUGGCACUGGAAAAGUCUUGCAAAUGAUCUAGCUCCACAAAAAAAAAAGUAGUGUGUAGCGUAACUGGUGACAGUCGAGCAAGGUGUGAAGGAGUUGAGAGAGACUUGGGGCAGUUUGCGGUAGCCUCCCUUCCCCAGCGCACGUCAACAGCAGUUCCGAGUUCUUGUCCGUGCUACAGUGUUAGGAUUAUUUUUCCGUGUAAACAGUACUAAUAAGCAUGAUGGUGGUUAAAAGUAGUAGUGUUAAAUAGUUGAUACUCGUCUCGUCACUCACACUCCAGCUUACUUGUAAUCAAUAGUUUUAAUUGUAAAAUAAAUAGGAACACUCACAUAACCGGUUAUCAGAUGUAAUUGGCUGCUGUCGAGAUAAGGACCUCUGAACUUCUGAGAAUGCUUGAAACUGCUUGGAGCUGUCUGUAUUUUCUAAAUUGUUGAAACACCAUGUUGAUUUGUCAUUGUGGUUUUCUGUUGCAAGGAUUUUUUGUACAUGAUGUGUCAGAACUUCACAUAGUUUGUGUUUGCAUAAUUUAUUUCAGUUAAUCUGUAUACAGACCCAGUUACAAGGAAGGAAACGUUAGAAAUGUGGUUUUCUGCUUUUAAUCUCCAGUGAAUGUAUUGGAAGUUGUAAUUAGGGUAAUGACAUGUUGUUUGUAAAAAUAAACCUUCUCGUUAGCGCUUUCUAUGGUAUGUGAGUGCCAAAGAUGAUGGUGAUGAUUUCUGUGGCAUCAAUGUGGUCCAAAAUGGUUGUACGAUUGGAAAUUGGACUAUUGUUAACAAUACAGAUUGUAUUUCUUGAUUAAUUUUUUCACUUAUGACGAGCUGCUGAUGCGCAUGUCACAAGUAUUCUUUUUGUAUUUGCAACUUAUUACAGGACAGGAGGUGUGAAAAUGCUUGAAGUUGGAUGUUGUAUGAUUUUUCCCCCCUCCUGUUUUUAAACUCAUGUUUAUAUUACUGUUUCAUUUUACUUUUAAAUCACAGGCUAGAUGUAAAAAAAAAUGUGCUAUCAGUUUGCUAAUGUCAAUAUGUACUUGUGUAUUCAAUAAAAAAAAUAGAUACAUC